Molecule: messenger RNA, 2181 nt
Organism: Acanthocheilonema viteae
Lineage: Eukaryota; Metazoa; Nematoda; Chromadorea; Rhabditida; Onchocercidae
Source: the annotation of a GenBank genome assembly
AUGAAGUUGUUGCCCCAGGGCGAGUUAUUAGAUGAGAAAAGCUGGAAAAAAUUAGCGAUGCACACAAGAUGCUCUCUAUGUCAUUGUCGUGGUUGGAAACUGAUGUGUGGUAGUGAGAAUCCAUAUGUGAUAACCAGUGCUUUUCUUGAUGAUGUUCUCUUUUCGACACCUUGCGAAACAUGCAAACACUCGCUUGGAAGACAUUUGGACAAGUUACGGGAGAAGAAGAAAAAUGAUGUUAAGAAGUUAUUGUUGAUGAUGUCAGAUGCAGAAAAAAUGCGGGAAAGACUCAUGGGAAACGAAUCCUCUGAAAUUCUGCAGAUCGUUCAGCAAACUCAGAGAGCUUUAACGAAAGAAAUCAGCAGCGGCAGUUGUGAGGGAUUAGUCACAUGUUCAUUUGGAUUCCCACCAUUUGAGCCUAUAUCUAUUGAAGACAUCGUUUCGAAUUUCGUUAUCGGCAAAAGUAGUGGAAAACAAAAGGAACUGGAAAAUAUUGUAAAAACAGCUUCAAAUUUCUUACUUGCAGUAAAUGACUGGAACAUACCGCAUGUAAGAGUAAUGCGGGAAAAAUUGUCUUCCUCGAGUAUCCUAUCUUAUCGUAUCAUUUAUGCAAGAUGGUUGCGAUUCUGUUCCUUACCCAAGAAACACGAGUCACUUCGACCAUAUUGUGUUAUUAAGAUAUUUGGUCGUAAAUUUUUAAUCACUUUACUUCCAUUCUUCGUAACUGACUUGAAAGAGCGUGCUACUUUCGUAGAACAUCAGGUCAUCGAAAAAGUAAUUAAUUUUGCAUCCGACUUAAGAAAAAUUUUGAAUUGCGAUGAUUCACUGACGGAUUCAUCGGUAAUAUUCACUUUUCCUGAAGGUGUUCCUCGCCCUACUGUCGAACAAGGAUGUUCCAUUUGGGCUGCCGAACCUCAUCAAGAUAUAAAUGCAGAUUUUUUUGAAGCAGACCUGACUUUCGGAGAAUCUAAACGAUCAAAUUCAAGCAUACACCGUGAAAAAAAACGUGAUGUUGAUGAGUCUUUAAUGGUGCGAUUCAUCGCUCGUAUGGAAUUAACAUAUAGGGUAUCGAAGCCUCUAAUGCAUAAAAUGGAUGUUUUUGAAGUAGACGUUGCUAGAAGUGAGGAAUGCAAUGGUAUCAUUUCUUUCCAUGUAAUUUCAAAUAAUUUCGACGCGGAUCAGAGUCGUCAAAAGUUAACAUGGUUAUUGCAGCUGCAGUGCUUGUUCAGUACACAACUGCCUCGCAUGCCUAAAGAGUAUAUCACGAGGCUUGUUUUCGAUAAUCGUCACAAAAAUUUGGUCAUCAUCAAAAAAGAACGAGGCGUGAUCGGAGGUAUUUGCUUUAGACAGUUUCCAGCGCAAGGAUUUAUCGAAAUCGUAUUUUGCGCUGUGACUGCAAAUGAACAGGUAAAAGGUUAUGGUACUCGUUUGAUGAAUCAUUUGAAAGAUUAUCAUGUGGGAGCAUGUCAUAUAUAUCACUUCUUGACAUAUGCAGAUGAAUUUGCUGUUGGUUACUUCAAAAAACAGGGUUUUUCCGAAAAAAUAGCAAUGGAUAAAAAACAGUAUCAUGGUUAUAUCAAAGAUUACGAGGGCGCAACAUUAAUGGGCUGCCAGUUACAUCCAUGGGUAGUUUAUACAAACUUUGCGGGGUGCUUGAAACGCCUUCACGAUCUUUACCGAAAUGCUGUGAAAGAAAGUUUUUUCGAGGAAGAGAAAAAAUGCCCAGGAGUGGAAAACGUCUUUCAGUGGCAUGAAGGAUCACUAGUUCCGUAUGCCGAACUGCCUGGAUUAGAACAAUGUGAAGAUGACUUAGCUCCGCAUGAAGAACUUGAGCACAAAAUUCGAAACAUUCUUCAUAAACUGAGAUCUGACAAAUCGGCUUGGCCAUUUCUAAAACCAGUAAAUGCGGAGGAAGUCCCGGAAUACUAUGGUUAUAUUAAAUUUCCUACUGAUUUAAAAACAAUGAAUGAACGCUGUAGAGCAAAAUAUUAUGUGCACGAAAGACUGUUUGUUGCGGAUCUUCGACGAUUAUUUAACAACUGUUUCAAAUUCAACGCACCUAAAACUUUGUAUUAUAAAGCAGGAUAUGAUUUGGCAGAGAUUGCUCGGAAGCUAUGUCAGAAAGCAUUCCCAUAUUUGGAUAUAUACCCGGAACUUCCUGAUGCAAAACCCGAACUGUAG